Molecule: messenger RNA, 2688 nt
Organism: Manihot esculenta (cassava)
Lineage: Eukaryota; Viridiplantae; Streptophyta; Magnoliopsida; Malpighiales; Euphorbiaceae
Exons: 4
Coding region: 1-2688 (895 amino acids)
Source: RefSeq, a predicted model, not a curated record
AUGUGCGCAUGGGCUGUUUGCGUUGGCUGUCUGAAUGAGCUGGAUUCAGCUUCCUCCUUCUGCGCAAGACCUGUUUGCAUUGGAACGCUGGAGGGACUGUUCUGCGAUUGGAGCUGCAGAGAGAGAGUGUUACAGCAGCUUCAGUGCACACCACUAGACAGUGUGCCUUGUGCAGUUGCUUUGUUACAAGAAGAGGCCUAUCACUGGUGGGACACCACGUCACAAACAGUGGAACCUGAGCAGCGGACUUGGAAAUUCUUUCUGGCUGAGUUUCGGAAGAAGUAUAUUGGAGAUUUGUAUCUAGAUGAAAAGAGAAAAGAGUUCAUGUAUUUGAGACAGGUCAGGAUGACUGUUAGCGAGUAUGAAAAAGAUUUCAUCAGAUUGAGUAAGUAUGCCCGGGAAAUGGUGCCUACAGAAGAAGCUAGAUGUAAGAAAUUUGAGCAGGGUUUGCAUAAUGACAUUAGGGUGCUUUUGGCAGCCCAAGAGAGUUCUCUACUCUGGUGUGGAUCCACUGAGCAUCUUAUGAGAGACUGUCCUAGGGGACAGGUAUCAUCAGCACCACCAAUAGAAAGGCCUAUUCCUGCUGGAUCUAGAGGAAGAGGAAGGGGUAGAGGUAAUCAAACAGGGGCAGCUUCAGCCAGUCAGAGGAUGUCUGAAAUAGUAGAUAGACCAAACUUCAGAACACCUGCUAGAGCCUAUGCCAUCAGUGCUAAGGAGGACAGAGACUCCCCAGAUGUGAUUGUUGGUACAUUCUCAAUCUUUGAUAAACCUGUGCAUGCAUUAAUAGACCCAGGAUCAACACAUUCAUACAUAUGUUUACCCAUUAUCAAUGAGGGGAAAUUACAGGCAGAUUCUCUAAACCAAGAUAUAAUAGUAACCAACCCCCUUGGUCAUAGUGUGAUAGUGAGUAAAGUAUAUAGGGAUUGUCCUAUAUCCAUCCAUGGUCAGACUUUCCAUGGUGAUUUGAUAGAAUUACCCUUUAGAGAAUUUGAUGUAAUCCUUGGCAUGGACUGGUUAUCUAAGCAUCGGGUAAUAGUAGAUUGUAGAUCAAAAAGAAUUAUAUUAAAAACACUUGCAGAUCAUGAUGUGGUAGUUGUAGGGGAGAGAUCAGAUUACCUGUCUAAUAUUAUAUCGGCCACUACAGCUAGGAGAUUAAUCAGCAAGGGUUGUGAAGCCUACCUAGUAUGUGCACUUGAAACCAAAAAGGAGAAUCCAAGUAUGCGUGACAUAUCCACAGUGUGUGAUUUCUCUGAUGUUUUUCCUGAUGAUCUUCCUAGGUUACCACCAGAGAGAGAGGUGGAAUUUGCCAUAGAUGUUAUACCAGGCACUGCACCUAUCUCUAUUGUUCCUUAUAGGAUGGCACCUACUGAACUAAAAGAGUUAAAAAUACAAUUACAAGAAUUGCUUGACAAGGGUUUCAUACGACCUAGUAUCUCACCUUGGGGCGCACCUGUAUUGUUUGUAAAAAAGAAUGAUGGGACACUAAGGUUGUGUAUAGAUUACAGGCAACUAAAUAAGGUGACAAUUAAAAAUAAAUACCCUUUGCCCCGAAUAGAUGACUUGUUUGAUCAGCUAAAAGGAGCAAGUGUCUUUUCUAAAAUUGAUUUGAGAUCGGGUUAUCAUCAAUUGAAGAUAAAAGAAUCAGAUGUCUCUAAAACUGCUUUUAGAACCCGAUAUGGACACUAUGAAUUUCUUGUUAUGCCUUUUGGGUUAACUAAUGCUCCUGCAGCUUUCAUGGACUUGAUGAACCGCAUUUUUCAUCCCUACCUGGAUCAGUUUUUAGUAGUGUUCAUAGAUGAUAUCUUAAUAUACUCAAAGACUAAAGAAGAACAUGAUCAACAUUUGAGGAUAGUAUUACAGACUCUGAGAGAGAAACAACUUUAUGCCAAGCUUAGUAAAUGUGAGUUUUGGCUAAAUGAUAUAUCCUUUCUUGGACAUGUUGUGUCAGCUGAAGGAAUCAGAGUAGACCCUAAAAAGAUAGAAGCUAUCCUUGAAUGGAAACCACCUAAGAAUGUAGAAGAGAUUAGAAAUUUUCUAGGUUUGGCUGGAUACUAUAGUCGGUUUGUAAAGGGAUUUUCAAUCAUUGCUGCCCCAUUGACUAAAUUGCUGCACAAGAAUGUUAAAUAUGACUGGGAUGACAAAUGUCAUAAGAGUUUUGAAAAGCUUAAAAAGAUGCUUACAGAGGCACCUGUCCUUAUACAGCCAGAAUCGGGUAAAGAUUUUGUGAUCUACAGUGAUGUCUCACAUAAUGGGCUAGGUAAGGCCAAUCUGGUAGCAGAUGCACUUAGCAGGAAAUCAUUUGCUGCUCUAAGAGCUUUGAAUGCUCGUCUAUCUUUAGCCAAUGAUGGGGCUAUCAUAGCAGAACUAAAACUUAGACCCAAUCUACUUCAACAAGUCCAGGAAGCACAGAAAGGGAAUACCGAAAUAGCAUUGUGGAUAAGGCAAGUCCAAGAGGGGAAGAAGCAGAAACAUGUGGUUCGAGAUGAUGGCUAUUUGUAUUAUGAAGGCAGAAUAUGUGUACCUAAUGUCGAUGACCUGAGGAAGAACAUUCUGGAGGAAGCACACAAUAGUUCAUAUGCUAUGCAUCCUGGUAGCACUAAAAUGUAUCAAGAUUUGAAAUUGCAUUAUUGGUGGCCAGGUAUGAAGAAAGAUAUAGUUGAAUUUGUGGCUAAAUGUCUGAUUUGUUAG